AUGGACGCUUCCGAUGCAUCUGAGAAGAAGGCGGCCAAGUUCAAGAGCCCGUUCAAGAUUUACGAGAACUUUAGAAACGUGUACAAGAAAGGCAAGAAGCAAGUGAUUUUCGUGCCCGAAGAGGAGAGCUCAGACGAAUCUUCGUCUUCCAGCCGGGAGUCCUCGUUGACCUCCAAUCUCACCUCAAGGAUCGAUGGCAACUCCACGGACGAUUCCGGAAUUGACAGCAUUGGCGAUGCCCGAUCACGUCUCACCGGUCGCCCCAGACGGAACGUGUGGAAGCGCGAAUUCGUCCUGAAUGGUGGUGAUGGCCCUGGUGGGGGGGCAUCAGCCUCUUCGUCGUCGGCCGCGUCUUCGGACGCUUUGGGCGAAGAUUGUGUCUUAUCGGGGGAGGUUGAACUCAAGUCGGUCAGGCGGGGUCAGUCAUUUCUGAGCGCUCAAGGGGCCCAGACGUUGGAGGAUCAGAAGAUCGAGGAACUCAGUCAGCUGAUCAACGACACCGGUGCCCUUCUGUGCCGGAAUAGCAACCUUCGCGCAAGCUUGACCAUAGCCGUGCGUGAUGGGAAAGAUCGCCGAUCCACCACAUUUGCCAUUCCCACACCCAAGAAACAGACCCGUAAGAAGAUCAUAGUGCCAGUGAAAAUUGACUCUGAGGAGGAGGAGGACGAGGAGGAAGAAGAAGGCGACGGGCAAAGUGACAAGCAUGACGUCGUGGAUGACUUGCCAGUUUCGGCCUUUGUUCGACACAAUCCGGCGCGAAAGCCCGUGUCCACAACCGGGGCCAUUGUGACGAGGAGAUCCAUCAAACUCGCGCCAUGUACCGUUGCCAAGCUCGCGUCUCAAUUUGACAGCUCCCGAUCGGUCAUGGCCCCUGCGAGUUCCCAAAACGUGGGUCUGACCACCUCUUCCUCGGGAUGCUCCUAUCCCAAGACCAAACCCAUGGCGGGUCGAUUGUCAUCCAAUGAGACGACCAAACCCGUCCAGAGUCAAAGGCCCGUGUCAAUGAAGCCUGAGGCCCUCAUCAAGCCAUCAAGUGAAGUGGGAAUUUCCAAGCACAAGCCUAUGGCCACCAAAUUGCCAGAGAAAGAGCUCAAGUUAUGUAACAAGCGAGACAUAUCCAAAAUCAUCUCGGCCCUUAAUCGCUUGGACGAAGAAGCCAGAAAAGACACUGCAGUUCUGAGACGAAGUCUGAGACGUGCUGCCAUCGCCGCAGCACGAAAGGGGGGCAAUGAAACGAGUGAUCUUGGUGGUGGUUUUUGUGAGGCUAAUAUUUCAAGAGAGAACAGUGCUCCGUGCGGUGAUGGUAUUGUAAGUAAUCAUAACAACAACAGCGACAACAACAGCAGCAGUCGUGCGGCCAAGAGGCAUGAAGCGCGUGAAAUAGUCGGUUGCAACGGAAGUUCCAAGAAUUCCUCUGUGACGUCAGCCAAGGGUAGUCAUGCCGAACAAGUGACCACCGUUGAUGCUCAGCCAUUGACAGACCACUGGGAAAUUGAUCACACCACGCCAAUCAAAGAAGAGCAACCAGAUGAGAAUGACAAGAGCAAUAAUGACUUGGGGCAUCCAGGCAAAGCCACGAGUUCUGCCUCUCCCACCGCUUCCCUGACCUCUCGUUAUUUGCAAACCUUGGCCGUGUUGGCGCAAGAGAAUGACCAGACUUUCAGUACAAAGGCCGCCACUCAAAACUCGACCAAGACAUCGAGCCCGCCCAAUGACCCCUACACAAAGGUCAUCAAAAAGGAGUCCUUUGCCAAGAAGCGCCUUCUGGAGGCCGUCAAGGUGCAAAAGAAUGACUCCAUCAAGAGCGUUCUAACCAAUCGUGCGCCUGUUGUGCGGAGAAACGAGUCCCUCCUCCGGAAGACGUUGGAAUCCAACCAGUAUGAGAAAUGUGGAAGCGUGUCCACCUAUGGUGGGUAUGACGAUAUCAUGGCCCCUAGUCACAAGUACAUCGACCUGGUGAAUCAGAGCAACUCCUACAUGGAUUUAGCCAGUGCGGUCUAUUCGGAAAUCGGAUCCCGAAGAUCAUUCGCAUAUGAUGAGGUGGAUCAAACGCAAAACGAGGAGUCCUAUCUCUCGCUUUUAGAUGAGACAGAGGAACUGGGCCUUCGUCGAAGCAUCUCCGAGGACAACAUCUCCGUCAUGACCCGCUACGAACCCGUGAAUGAUGAUGAUGAUGGCCACCUACCUCAUCCCCGAUCCAGCCCAUCGUCCUUGGUGAAGGCCAUGCCCGCCAUCAUCCUCGAAGAUGGAACCGAAUCGUGUCUGUACCAUGAGAUCGCUCAGAGUCGAAGUUCCACGCUCAACAGCCGGUUCUUCUACGAUGGCACCCUGGGCGCUGAUUUGUAUGAAAGCAUCGCCGGAUCCAUCCUCAAUCUGGCCUGCGGGAAGGCCGGGACCGAUCAACGCAUGCAAGACCUCUACUCCAUUUGCGACAAGAGCAAGAAGGCUGCCAAGAGUCCGAACACCAACCCCGACGAAAUCCUCUCGUACACCUUGGCCAAGUUAAGUGAAGUGUCCAAUCCGGGGUUCAAGCGCUCCAACUCCAAACGCGGCUCCGUGAUGAGUAGCAGUACGGACAAAUCCACUUCAGACGAAUGGGUUGACAUUGACACGGACACGGACUAUGAGGAAUCUCAUUUCCCGAGAUUGGAGAGAAACCAGAGUUUCAUCAGGACUAGUGGAAGAAUGAGCCAUCGAACCCGUGGAAAAUGGCCAAAUCGAUCCAUUCGGAAGCCCUGGAAUUUGGCUGUGAAAGAAGUCCAACGCAAAGAACAAUCGAAAGGCGCUCCAUCCGAUGAUGAACUUUACGAGUCCAUCUAUGAAGUCGUUAAUCCACCACACAACCAUCAUCUCCGCCAUCCCCGGCGUUCUUAUGACGAUUUCGAUUCUGAAUCUGAAUUUGACGAGAUUAUUGAGGAGGACGAAUAUCAGGUCAACGGCAACCAGAACCGAGAAUCCUAAAUUCGGGGAAACCCUCCGGGACCUGGAAUCGAACCCCAUCUGUCAGUCACUUGACAUGCACUCGUUCCUAAUGUUACCAAUGCAACGCAUCACUCGGUUACCUUUGCUAAUCGAUGCCAUCUACCAUCGAUUGAACACCCAUUCCCGUGAAUACACCUCGUGAAAAGAGGCUCUCCAAAUCUUGAACAAGAUUGUCAAAGAGUGCAAUGAAUCGGCCAGAAACAUGGAACGAAUGGAGGAGCUUCUGCUCCUCAGUCACCAACUCGAUUUCAAGGAUGUCCGGGCAGUUCCCCUGAUCUCGGCCAGCCGGUGGUUGGUGAAACGGGGUGA
Molecule: messenger RNA, 3291 nt
Organism: Tigriopus californicus
Lineage: Eukaryota; Metazoa; Arthropoda; Copepoda; Harpacticoida; Harpacticidae
Gene: Exn
Biological process (GO): activation of GTPase activity
Molecular function (GO): guanyl-nucleotide exchange factor activity
Source: RefSeq, a predicted model, not a curated record